AGAGUAAAUCGAGUGCACUAGAAGAAGUCUUGUGAUGUGUCAUAUUCUCUUUCGAUCGUACCUACUGGCAGACGAUUGACCAAGUUGUGUUACCAUCAGCGGAGACCAUAGUAGACGACCGUCUGCGAUCGCGAUUUUCGUUGUCUAGCCCUCUAUCUCAUUUAAUAUAUGAUUAGAAAAGUAAUUCAUCUAUCACACUUCGCCCUUAUUGGUUGCACUGCUAGAAACUGCUAGGAGUGUAAGGUUUCGGUACUUACAUUAUUUUGUUUCUCGUCGUCGUGAUCGCCCUUGGAAAAUCCGCCCCUUCCAACUCGAAAGUAUUUUUUUCCUGUGAAACCAGUGUGAUUGUGAAAAUUCAUAAAGCAAAAAGAAAUAAAAAAUUGGAGCAAAUUUUGUGCGGGUGAACGAAAAAAAAACGAGUGAAAAUGUUCAGUUGGUUGAAACGGGAAACAAAAACGGAAGAAGUUGUCGAGAAUGUGCUCGGGGAGUUGAAAAAAAUCUACAGGAGCAAACUGCUGCCCCUGGAGGAGCAUUACAAUUUCCAUGAUUUUCAUUCCCCGAAGUUAGAGGAUCCGGACUUCGACGCGAAACCGAUGAUUCUGCUGGUUGGUCAAUAUUCGACCGGUAAAACAACGUUCAUUCGAUACCUGUUGGAAAGAGAUUUCCCCGGUAUUCGGAUUGGUCCAGAACCGACGACCGAUCGGUUCAUUGCUGUUAUGUACGACGAGAAGGAGGGAAUCAUCCCGGGCAAUGCUUUGGUCGUGGAUCCGAAGAAACAAUUCAGACCAUUGGGAAAGUAUGGAAAUGCGUUCCUUAACAGGUUCCAAUGUUCAACGGUGGCUUCGCCAGUUCUGCGAGCGAUUUCCAUCGUCGAUACUCCUGGUAUAUUAUCAGGUGAGAAACAACGCGUUGAUCGUGGGUAUGACUUCACCGGAGUGCUGGAAUGGUUUGCCGAGCGAGUAGAUCGAAUCAUAUUGCUGUUCGAUGCUCAUAAAUUGGACAUCUCAGAUGAGUUUCGUCGUUCGAUCGAGGCCCUCCGAGGCCAUGACGAUAAAAUUCGGAUUGUACUCAACAAAGCAGAUAUGAUAGACCAUCAACAGUUGAUGCGAGUUUACGGGGCGCUCAUGUGGUCUCUUGGCAAAGUUUUACAAACGCCUGAGGUCGCUCGUGUGUACAUCGGCUCGUUCUGGGACCAGCCGUUGCGAUACGAUGUCAAUCGUCGCCUGUUCGAGGACGAAGAACAGGAUUUGUUCAGAGAUCUACAGUCUCUGCCACGGAAUGCCGCUCUGCGCAAAUUGAAUGAUCUCAUCAAAAGAGCGCGUCUUGCCAAGGUUCAUGCAUUUAUCAUAGCGGAGCUGCGUAAAGAUAUGCCCUCGAUGUUCGGCAAGGACAGCAAGAAAAAGGACCUCAUCAAGAAUCUUGGACAGGUGUACGAUCGUAUCCAGAAGGAACAUAAGAUAUCCCCGGGAGAUUUCCCCGACAUAAAAAAGAUGCAGGAAGUUCUUGCCAAUCAGGACUUCACCAAGUUCCACUCUCUGAGGGUCCCGUUGCUAGAAGUGGUAGACCGGAUGCUUGCCAUGGAUAUUGCUCGUCUCAUGAGUAUGAUCCCCCAGGAGGAAAUGACCAUGGUUUCGGAGCCACUAAUUAAGGGUGGAGCUUUCGAUGGGGUAGAAGAUGCAGUAUCACCAUUCGGUUACCGUAAGGGUGAAGGCAUAGACGCGGGGUAUGGCGAAGUGGAUUGGAUUUGCAGCCGUGACCGUCCGCGCACUGAUCCCAUCUUUGAAUCGCUAAACCCACUUGACGGAAAGAUUUCUGGCGCUGCGGCGAAAUCUGAGCUGAUUAAAUCGAAGCUGCCGAACAAUGUUCUGAGUAAAAUCUGGAAAUUGUCCGACUACGACCAGGAUGGUUUCCUCGACAUCGAAGAGUUUGCGCUUGCGAUGCAUUUGAUAAACGUGAAAAUGGACGGUAAUGAGCUACCAACAACACUGCCGGCGCAUCUUGUACCUCCCUCCAAACGUGCCGUUCAGGAGGAAAAUUAGGUUUAUCGCGUGUCCACUGUUUUGCAUGUACUUUUUCACCUUGUUUAGUUUUCCCUCAUGCUAGUCCUCUCAUCACGCUUUAUUAGUAGCGCUAAGUAUGCUACCCGAAAUUGUUCGCCGGAUGUUUUGAUAUGACGUAUUGCAACCAAAUUAUCUAGAAAUUCCACAAUAAAGUCUAGAGCGCAGCGCGCCAGGUCGUCCCCCCUUGCAAAUAGGUGCCUAAUAAUUUCACCAAAAUUCAUCGCAUUCAUUCACACGAAAAAUAGCGCAAAGUGAAGGACGAGCCUUACGAACAUUGUGAAACGAAGUUUAUUUAUUUUUUCUAACAUUUCCACCCAAAGUGCAAUCACAAUGGUCAGCAUUUGAGAAUUUUCAUGCAACUGUAGAAAAUGCGUAUUUCACACUUCAACAAUGUUUGGAAGACCAAAACACUGAACAACAUAUAACUUAUUUAUGUAUAAUUGAGAGCGAUGCAAUGUUAUUUGUAACUUUUUGUUGUUAUUUCUAAGCCUAUUGUUCCUAGAAUCAAUUAACUAAUGUGCUCGUUCCGGGAAAUGUCGUGCAACACAGGCUUAGUCAAAAAAUAAAAAUUCAAUAUAGGUAGUUGAAUAAAAAGCGAGUGAAUACAAUACAAACAAAUUCAAUUUUCAUACUUUUAUUUCUUUAUUCCACAAGGUAAGCUAGUGAACGAAUCUUCGAGAAACCGACUGCUUCCCAAGCAAAUAACCCAAUUUUGCGAUAUCGAGGAGUGUUACAGAAGAUUUUACACACUCCUAUAACGACAAUGGACAAUUGUUCUAUUGCCUCAAAUGAGGGGUUGAUGACCUUCGAUCACUCUUCACAGACAGAGUGUACCGAUGGUGCUAUUCAAAACAUGAUGAGAGCUGCCACUUUUGGUUGAAGAGCGGAUAUAUUGAUAGAUCCCAAUCCUUUUGUGUAUUCUCACAGCGAUGAGAUAGUCACAUGAUUGCAAAUGAAAACGGAAGCAGGAUGAUGUUUCGCGUUUAAGGGAUUUUCCAGCUAAUCAAUUCAAAUGAAAUCACCGUGUGAGAUACCAAAAACCGUUUCGGUAUGAAAUACAGAUCCGUGGGAAUAAAUCAAUCUCAUGUUUCUCGAAUUUUCGUUGGCUCCUCUCUGUAUCACAAUUAUCAUGUAGUUUGUAUUCUGUGGAAUCAAUGCUCGAUUUUGAACCAACAUCAGUCAAUUAAGGAUGAUUACGCGUAGUUUGAUUUGCAUAAUUUUGAAGCUUUUUUUCCUUUUCUCUCGUACAUGAAAAUAUAGUUUGGACAGUAUCAAUCCUCACAGAAAUCACCAGAAAUACAUCUGAAUUGACUCAAAGCACCCAAAGCUAUGCACUCCUCUUGUGUUCUAUUAGAUGUUUAUCAUAAAGCAAUGCUUGUGAGCUUUUCUGUUGGUUCAAUGUUUGUAAGCACAUUUCGAGUAAGUCGUUGUUUUGAGGAGAAAAAAAACGCGCGUUUGGAUGGAAGAGAAUUGAGAGCAAACAAACGAAAUAAUAAUCGAUAUAAACUGAAUGAAAGAGGUUACAACGCAGCGGAGUUGUGAAGAAACCGAUAAUAAAAAUAGCUUUGUUGCGAGUGGAAGAAAAGAGAUAUAUAUUUACAACUGUAGCAUUUUUGACGAAAUUUGUAAAAUAUCUAUAUUUAAAAAUAAUGGAUCAUAACUGUGUAAUUUAGCGCUACGGUUAUACCGUAAAAUAAAGAUAAAAUCGAUUGUAGUAAAAAUAUCGUGCAAAUAAAAAAGGUUAUCAGAUGG
This is a messenger RNA of Toxorhynchites rutilus septentrionalis, 3812 nucleotides long. RefSeq names its product EH domain-containing protein 3 (gene Past1). Gene Ontology annotation, biological process: endocytosis; endosomal transport. Gene Ontology annotation, cellular component: cytoplasm; plasma membrane. Lineage: Eukaryota; Metazoa; Arthropoda; Insecta; Diptera; Culicidae. The transcript is spliced from 3 exons. Gene Ontology annotation, molecular function: protein binding; calcium ion binding; GTP binding. The record is from RefSeq and is a predicted model, not a curated record. Bases 426 to 2039 code for a protein of 537 amino acids.